AUGUCAGCGCGAAGUCAUCAAAUGGCACCACCGCCACCACCCCCCACCAAACAAACCGGCGCCACAUGAAACCAUGCAGCCAAUGGUAAUGGCACAUUCGCGCAUGGCAACGGAAAUGGUAAUGGCAGCGCUGGUGGCAGUCGCAACGGUAGCAUAUCCUCGUUGACAGACAAUCAGGGCAGCUUGCAGCGCCACAGUCAGAACGUCAAUGGACGUAGUACGUGUCACACGCCACCACGCACAGAUCGAGAGCAGGUCGUAAUGACACCAAAAGGUAAAACCGUUAACAGCACCGUUAUACUGAUCGAACGCAAGCUCGUCGAUGAGAUAAACGAACGCGUUCAUGUCGCUGGCGGCGAUCAUACAGGAAUUAUAAUAAAUAAGGACACCGUAAGUGGACAGAAGAGCGAAAUGGUGCCGGCACAAUUAUCGCUGGAGUUUCGUGUAUUCCUGGUAAGCGCCAAUACCGGUAAACAUUCGCAGGAAUCACGUACGCUGCGUUUCUGGUUCCGUCAGUGGUUGCGCAGUGACGAGAAGCAGGCACAGAUCGCGCAGGACUUCUUCAAAGAGUUGGUCAGUCCGAAAGAUUUUCCCAGAGAUUAUGUGGGCUUCAUUAAAAAGAUUAUGAAAUUACUGCAACGUGGUUACGAUGAGAUACAGUCGUUAGAAAUCGAAUUGCGCAUUUUGGAGGAAACUGCAGAGCCGCCAUCACGACCACUCUCACUGGAAGAAUCACAGUUUGAGUCUCCGCCAUUGACGCCGGAAAAGGUGCUCGAACUAAUUGAACAAGCCUAUCCGAAUCCCAUUACACCGGAAGAUUUGGCUAAAGACUAUGGCUGGGAGGAACAAGAUGUGCUUUUGGUAUUCAUAUCGCUGAAGGAACGCGGUCUUAUUAAAUCUAUGGAAUAUAAUUCAUACACGAGAAUACAUCAUGAAGACAAGGAGAUUAAGGUCGUUAAACAAAUGCCAACCAUUGCUUCGAAUAAACAACCCACAAUCGCCAUUAUAACGGCGCAAUAUUGUGAGAAACUAGCGGUGGAUGCCAUGUUGGAGAAUAAGGAAACGUUUGUACGCUAUACAACAGUCGAUACCGAUCCCAAUUUAACAAACACACUCAGAAAAUCUAAAAAGAAAAGAAGAUUUGGCGAAUCGAACGUCUACACUUUGGGCAACAUUGGCGCUCAUCGCAUCGUCAGCACGAAAUUACCUUCGGUGGGUAGUACACGCGAAUCUAUGACCGCCACAGGCAAUACAACGACACGUCUACUGGGCACAUUCCAAAAGGUCGACUAUGUCUUCGUGGUGGGCGUGGCCGGUGGUGUGCCACAUUAUACCGAUUAUAAAAAGCAUGUGCGUUUAGGAGAUGUUGUCAUUUCAUAUGUGGAUAAACAGCGGGCGCUAUUGAGCAAAAAUGAGAAACCCUACGUGUACAUCUACAAGAGCGGCGAAGAUGUGAAGACUUAUUUCCCCAUCAAUGACUCACUCCAGCAAAUAGCCGAAGGCCUACAAGCCAACAUGGAGGUAAAGCGCCCAUGGGAUACCUACCUGCGUGAAGGCUUAGCAUCGUUGAUGCAAAAGACGGAAAGUGACUUCAGUCGCCCGUCCGUCAAUACCGAUAAACUCUUCAUGAAUAUCGGCAACAAUGAGGUCAUCGAAGUGGCACAUCCCAUUGCUACGGACACAGUGGACGGCGUACCACGUUCCCGCCUGCAUCUCGGCCCCAUUGGCUCUGGUCGCGAUCUGGUGCGUAGCGACAACUCCCGCAUGGAUUUCGCAAAGAAAUAUGGCUUGCUUGCCACCGAUGUGGAAAUGAGCUCCGUGCUAGACAGCAUUAUCGGCAAUUGCAGGGAGAGCUUCAUAUUGGUUAAAGGUAUCUCCGAUUACAAGGACGGCAUGUCGACGAGAAAAUGGCAGAAUUUCUCCUCUCUCGCGGCUGCGUCUGUGGUCAAAUCGAUUAUUUGUGGCAUGGAUGCGCCAACAAAUGUUUAAUUAGCAAGCAAAAUGAAAUUAUUCUAAUAUAUUAUAUAAAAUUUAUUAAUAUAGCGCAAAGUAAAUUAUUUGAUAGAGCUACGUAUACAGUUGUCUAACGGUUAAUUGUAUAAAAUAUUAAGCAAAUGAAAGUGAAAGCAUUUAGAUUUCUUUAUACUGACUUGAUAAAUUCACAUAUUUAUAGUAUACAACAAUUUAACAGCAUUAAUACAUACAAAUAUACAAAGUUGCAUAAUUAUUAAUUCUUCUUAAUAAUUUUUACUAAAUUGGCAAAAGUAAAAAAAAAAAUAUUAUUAUCUGCACUUUUUUAUUUACUUUAUCUUUUUCUAAGUGAAAGUACAUUUUCAUAUAUUUUUACUGCAAUCUACAAGUAAUCAAAGUGUUUUAGUUGAUAAAGAGAGAAGAGAAAAUUGUGUCCUUGUUUUUUGUAAUAAUUUUGUUAUAUUUUAUUGUAUUGUUAAUUUUUGUAUUGCAAUAAAUGAUUACAUAUGGACCAUAAGGUAAUUAUAAAAUAA
Bactrocera oleae (olive fruit fly) is the source of this 2504-nucleotide messenger RNA. NCBI's taxonomy places the organism in Eukaryota, Metazoa, Arthropoda, Insecta, Diptera, Tephritidae. The record is from RefSeq and is a predicted model, not a curated record.